AAUCAGUGGUUCCUUCCUGCCGUCAGGGGAGAUAUUCCUCCAGGCUGCGCAGCACAUGGAUUUGUUUGUGAUGGUACCAGAAUACUAGUUUUUGGAGGAAUGGUCGAAUAUGGAAGAUACAGUAAUGAUUUAUAUGAAUUACAGGCAAGUCGAUGGCUCUGGAAAAAAGUAAAACCUCAAGCUCCUUCCACUGGAUCACCACCUUGUCCUCGGCUUGGCCACAGCUUUUCUUUAUAUGGUAACAAGUGCUAUUUAUUUGGUGGCCUGGCAAAUGAAAGUGAGGAUUCCAAUAAUAAUGUUCCCAGAUAUUUAAAUGAUUUCUAUGAACUGGAGCUGCAACACGGUUCUGGAGUUGUUGGCUGGAGUAUUCCUGUAACCAAAGGGAUCUUGCCAUCUCCCCGAGAAUCUCACACAGCCAUCGUAUACUGCAGAAAAGAUUUAGGAAGUCCAAAGAUUUAUAUUUUUGGAGGGAUGUGUGGCUGUCGGCUGAAUGAUCUCUGGGAACUUGACAUAGAAACCAUGACCUGGUCAAGACCAGAAACUAAAGGGACAGUGCCACUUCCUCGCAGUCUUCAUACAGCCAAUGUAAUAGGAAACAAAAUGUAUGUUUUUGGUGGAUGGGUUCCACAGUCAGCAGGAGGUGAAAUUUCUGCUCAUGAUGGUGAAUGGAAAUGUACUGGUUCAUUUUCUUAUCUUAAUUUGGAUACCACAGAAUGGAUAGGUCUGAUCUCAGAUUGCCAGGAGGACAAAAGUAACUUGUUACCAGGGCCAAGAGCAGGACACUGUGCUGUAGCAGUUGGCACUCGUCUAUAUAUCUGGAGUGGUAGAGAUGGUUACAGAAAAGCUUGGAACAAUCAAGUUUGCUGCAAAGAUCUUUGGUACCUUGAUACUGAGAGACCUCCAGCACCAUCACAGGUACAGCUGAUUAGAGCUACAACCAACUCUUUUCAAGUGAAGUGGGAUGAAGUACCUACAGUUGAAGGAUAUCUCCUUCAAUUACAUGCUGACUCACCAGUGCCAUCAGUGGCUGGAAUACCUGGUACUGGGGUUCCAGAGACAUCAGUGCCGAGUUUGCAAGGUGGCUCUUCUCUAUGUCAAAGUCCUCAAUCAUUGCCUAAUGUCCCUUGUCCAGAAAUGAAGGUGGAUCAUCCCAGCCAAACAAAUAAUGUCAUUCCCAAUAAUGUCCAAGUUUCCCUUUCAUCCAACUCAUUAUUAAAAGUAGAAGGAAAAGAAAAGGUUGCAGCCUCUGAAAACAAGAUUACUCAGGAGACUAUGAAAAACCAUGCAGAUGAGACAGGAUUCAAAGAAUCAAAUGCCUCUUCUCUUCUGCCUGUUUGUACUUCAAGUUCUCAGACUUCAGCAAAUGUAGGUGAAUUACAUGACUUGGACAAACGAACUGUAAAUCCUGAUGCUUCUGUAUCCAGUACUGUCUCCAGCACGCAAACUAUGGUAACCCAGCAGGCUGUUAAAACUGAAUCAUCAAGUACAAAUGGGGCAGUUAUUAAAGAUGAAACUUCACUAACAACAUUCAAUUCAAAAUCUGAAGCUGCUGAAACUGCUUGUGUUAUGCCUUCAACAAGGGUCAGUAUCGGACAGACAAAUGAUCCACAUUCCUCUAAAACUCCACAAAGACCAAUGGCACCAGUGAAAACAAGAGACCGGCAGUGGUAUGAUGUUGGAAUUUUUAAGAACAACAGUGCUGUGGUUAGCCAGUUCUACUUACUGCCAGAGGAAAUGCUGAGCCUCUCUAACAAGAUGGAAAGUGCAGAUGUACCAGACUACAGGUUACUUAAGAAACAGGAUCUUUUUCCAGGCACAGUGUAUAGGUUCAGAGUUGCUGCAAUUAAUGGAUGUGGUGUUGGACCUUUCAGUAAAGUCAGUGAAUUCAAAACUUGCAUUCCGGGUUUUCCUGGAGCUCCUUCAACAGUCAAAAUUACCAAGAGUGUAGACUGUAUUCAUCUUUCUUGGGAGCCUCCUGCUUCACCCUCUGGGAAUAUUUUAGAAUAUUCUGCCUACUUAGCAAUCCGUUCCACGCAAUUGCAGGAAAAUCCAAGUCAGCUUGUCUUUAUGAGAAUAUACUGUGGUCUUAAAACGUCAUGUAUAGUGACUGCUGCCCAGCUUUCUAAUGCUCAUGUUGAUUACACUUCCCGACCUGCAAUAGUGUUCAGAAUCUCAGCAAAGAAUGAGAGAGGAUAUGGACCAGCCACACAAGUUCGAUGGCUUCAAGAUAUGAAAACAUCAAGCUCAAAGUAGAAACAACAUAUAAAUCUCAAGUGUUGAAUGUAGUGUUUAAUGUAACUCUUGUACUAUUUGUAAAUGCUACAAAUAUUUUAUUUUUGCAUUGUUUUUAUCUUUAAAAAUAUAUAACCUUUUUUACGUUUGAAACAUGAGCGUUAUACAGCCUUGCUCAGGUAUGAGUACCAUAUAGAAACUAUAUUGAAGAUGGUGAGGAGGAGGACCCUACGCUAUCCAGUACUCUUUUUUGGUAGUGAUAGAUAAAUUGUAAAAAGAGACACAGUUUCAAAGUAAAAAUAAAUAAAUGAUUGGCACAUGCAGUAGUAUUUGAGGUAGAGUUCCCAUGAUUGCUCCAGACCUUGCAUAGAUAAUUAAUGAGAUUUGGUAUAUCAGCAAAUUCUGUUUGGUUUCAGUUCAUUUUACCACAUUCUUCAUUCUGGUGCCUGAGUACAAGGCAAAAAUUUCCAGUUAUUAUAUAGUAACUUUAAAUGUAUAAAUAUUUUAAUAUAUAAUUUUUUUGUAAA
This is a messenger RNA of Chaetura pelagica (chimney swift), 2759 nucleotides long. It is a transcript of the gene HCFC2, whose product is annotated as host cell factor C2. Gene Ontology annotation, molecular function: transcription coactivator activity; protein binding. The record is from RefSeq and is a predicted model, not a curated record. Gene Ontology annotation, cellular component: histone methyltransferase complex. Gene Ontology annotation, biological process: regulation of DNA-templated transcription; chromatin remodeling. The transcript is spliced from 15 exons. The coding region runs from base 100 to 2253 and encodes 717 amino acids. NCBI's taxonomy places the organism in Eukaryota, Metazoa, Chordata, Aves, Apodiformes, Apodidae.